CAUAUGGCUUUCCCAACAUUGACAUCUAUCGCUGCUGGUAGCUUGAAUUCGAAUGAUUUCCGUAGACCCGGUUUGGAACACAUCAGUCCGCCACGUAAUUGACACAGAAACAUCUGCUAUCCGAGCAAUCGCGAUACAUGACUACACCAGGCGCACAGGUCUUCGACAUCGACAUCCCCUUCAUCCUGCUCGGCACCGCGUCCGUCCCGCCCCAGCUAUGCGAUCCGCAUGUGCGCUCCUCGUCGCAGCCAUUGCAGUUGGUCAAGGGCGCAUUGGGGGUUCUGUGUGAGGACGUUGACGUUGGGGUCGCUGGGGAUGGAAGUGAGGGAUGCUGGAUCGUUGGGUUCAAUGACGAUAAGAGGACGGAUGGAGAGGAUGUUUUGACGGAAAGGGAGAAGAAGGCGCUGCGUUUAACGUCGGUGACUGCAUCAAUGAAUGGUAACACAGGGCUCGAUCCAGGGGGUCCGAUAUGGUAUAUCCCGCUCUCACUCUCCCGUCGGGGUAUCCCGCUCACCGACACCAACGAGAGCUCCAGCGCCAGCGGUAGACGAGAACGCGAGAAAGCGCUAGAGGAAGUGCGAAAGCUGUGCAUGGCGUUGAACAAGGUGCGCGCGGAUGGCGAGAUCCCGCUCGAGGAGGAGGAGGAGGUAGGGGCUAUGGAGCGGGACUUUGAAGAUACGCUGGGGAGUCCGACGAGUAAGGCGCGGAGGGCAAGGAGGAAGGCGGAGAUGGAGAGGGAGAGGAAGAAGAAGGAGAGGAUGGUGUAUUGGGGGUUGAGGGUCGUCUGCUCUGAGGGGUGCUUUUUGCGGGUUGAGGUGCGGUGUGGUGCGGGUGGGGAGGGCUGCGGAGGACGAGGAGGAGGACGAGGAGGAGGAAGAGGAGGAGAGGGCGAAUGGAUGGGUUGGGAUGGAGACUGUGUGAAGAGGGUGUUGGUACUUCUCACGGGUGUGGAGAGGGAGAUGACGCUCCUGUCGGACGUGAGCGCCGUUACGAGGUGGAUAUCGCUGAGUCGGUUUCUCCUCUACCGGCGGAUUCGGGCGUUGCGGCACGAGCGGCGGGAUGUGAGACGCGGGAUUCGGAGGCGCGGGGAGGGAAGGAAGGAUUCUGGGGCGGAGUGGGAUGCGCGGCAGGAGCAGAGGGAGUGGGAGAGAAGGGUGCAAGUUGCUGGUAUUAGGGAUGUUGUUAAUGGGUCGAGGGGGCUGUGGGAGGGGUUGGAUGAGGUGUUUGAGGAGGAGGGGGAGGAAGGGGUCGCGGAGGUGGUGAGGGGGAUGGUGGAGUGUGAGGGUUUGGGUGUGACGUGGGAGGUCGAGGAAGAUGAUGGAGAGGGUCGUGAAUUAAGGGGGGGAGAUUCCGUUGAAGAUGACGGUGAGGAUGACGGAGAUGGCGACGAUGAUUUGGAUUUGUACGCUCCGCCCACACCGCGUCCUCCUCGUCCUCGUCCUCCUCCAACCUUCCCGCAGAUAAAAGCACUGAGUCUGCGCUCCCAUCGCGCGAAUAUCGAGGACGCGGACGAUCUGGCGUCGUACAUCGAUUUCAUAACGUCCCUCGUGGCUUUCGCGCUCGCGUGCCCCACGUACGCCGACUUGAGAGAAAAAGCCGCUGGGUUCAGGAGGGUCUCGGAAGAGCGGGGGGAAUCUGCACUGGUGGCUUUGCAGAGGUUAUGCGGAGUUGUGGGCGUCCGCCGGGAAACUGAAGAGUAUUACCGGAAGCUACAUCAGGAAGACGAAAGGGAUGGUCUGAGGGAGAGACCGCAGCACAGAGGCCCAAGGAUGCCAUUUGAUCGGCUGGAAAGGUUGGUGAGGGAGGUGAGGCAGAGGGAUUGGAGGUAUGUGGGGACGUUUGUGGAGAGGUAUGAGGAGGCGGGUGGGUGGAGGGUGGCGGAGAGGAGGAAGGUGUUUGGGUUGAUGGUUGCGGGGGAGCAUGGGAAGGACGAAGAUGGAGGGACAGAGCGGGAAAAGGGAAAAGCGAAGAAAUGAGUGUCGGAU
Westerdykella ornata is the source of this 1985-nucleotide messenger RNA. RefSeq lists its product as uncharacterized. The transcript has a single exon. NCBI's taxonomy places the organism in Eukaryota, Fungi, Ascomycota, Dothideomycetes, Pleosporales, Sporormiaceae. The coding region runs from base 138 to 1976 and encodes 612 amino acids. The record is from RefSeq and is a predicted model, not a curated record.